Molecule: messenger RNA, 2065 nt
Organism: Nomascus leucogenys (northern white-cheeked gibbon)
Lineage: Eukaryota; Metazoa; Chordata; Mammalia; Primates; Hylobatidae
Gene: NAT14
Product: N-acetyltransferase 14 (putative)
Molecular function (GO): N-acetyltransferase activity
Source: RefSeq, a predicted model, not a curated record
AUAAAGACCCGAGUCUCCCCGCCUGUGUUUUGUUUUCCUGGGGGGAGGGAAGGGGGUAAAGUCACGGUCCUAGCCCCCGCCUGGGAGCGUGGAGUCUUUAAGUCUUGCGUCCUGAGUCGCAGAUGGCUUGUUCUGCGUCCUGGGGCCAGCCACUACGUAGGGCUCAGUUCCCCUGUCCUGAAACCAAAAAAGGACGCAGGGGUCAUUAUAGUGGGGAGGUGGUGGCAUCGGACUCCAGGGAGUGCCGCUUGUUCACUGUAGGUCGCCCCGCUGCCCCCCUCGUGUGAGAAAUAGGGGGAUCCUUACGCAGGAGGGCUCUGCGACCCCGGGCGCCCCGUGGGUGGAAUGGGGUCCCUGGGGAUGGGGGAGUCGGGCGCCGCUGGGCUGGAGGAUGCUGAGCGAAGGCCCCGGCACAGAUGAGAAUCCACCCACUGGCGUCGCCGCCGCGGGCUCAGGUUGCUCAGCAACGAGAGAACGCGGGGCGGGAGCUCGCGCUGGUCCCCAUCCCGCCGCCCGUCUCCUGCCGGCUUCCGCAUCCGUUUUUCCCCAGGUCCCCUUUCUCCGUUGCUCCUUCUCUAGGGAUAGGAGAGGUCACUUCCCGGCCCUCCGCAGGGUCACAGCUCGGUUCCUCCCCGCCCGCCCUCCGGGGAGGUUAGCAACGGUUGCUACGGCCCGGAGCGGGCGCUGCCCCGCCCCACCGCGCGCUGUCUGACGUCACUUCCGCCCGCGACCCCCUUCCAGACCCGCUCCCGAAACCUUGUGGAAGGGCGAAAGGCGACCCGUGCAGGUGCACGACGCCAGCUCCCUUCUGGGGAGCAGGGGCCUGGGGGCUGCCAUGGCCCCCAGCCACCUGUCAGUGCGGGAGAUGAGGGAAGAUGAGAAGCCCCUGGUGCUGGAGAUGCUGAAGGCCGGCGUGAAGGACACGGAAAACCGCGUGGCCCUCCAUGCCUUGACACGGCCGCCGGCCCUGCUCCUCCUGGCGGCGGCCAGCAGCGGCCUGCGCUUUGUCCUGGCUUCCUUCACCCUGGCCCUCCUCCUGCCGGUGUUCCUGGCUGUGGCCGCCGUGAAGCUGGGCCUGCGGGCCCGAUGGGGCUCUCUGCCUCCGCCGGGUGGCCUGGGGGGCCCCUGGGUGGCCGUGCGGGGCUCCGGUGACGUGUGUGGGGUCCUGGCUCUGGCCCCUGGCACAAAUGCAGGGGACGGGGCCCUGGUCACCCGCCUGUCUGUCUCUCGCUGGCACCGCCGCCGGGGCGUGGGCAGGAGGCUGCUGGCCUUCGCGGAGGCCCGGGCUCGGGCCUGGGCUGGGGGCAUGGGGGAGCCCCGGGCCCGGCUCGUGGUCCCCGUGGCUGUGGCCGCCUGGGGGGUGGCGGGGAUGCUGGAGGGCUGCGGAUACCAGGCCGAGGGGGGCUGGGGCUGCCUGGGCUACACACUGGUGAGGGAAUUCAGCAAAGACCUGUGAAGCUACAGACUGACAGCCAGGGCAGGGGAGGAGGGAGGGGCGCCAGCACCUGAUGAGCGCCUACUGUGUGCGGGUACUUUUACCUGCCCUCCCUCAGUGAGUCCUCAGCCACCCGGGGCCCAGAAACAGAGGCCUGCCGAGGGGAGGAGCCUGGCCCCUGUCCACCCGUCAGCAGUGUGAAGUCUGUGGUGUUUGAGCUUCUCAGAGUGGAAUGACUCCUUUUCCUUCCUGGCCCUCAGGGGCCUCUCGAGGUCAGCCUCUCCAACCCCUACCUCAGCUCUGUCUGCACUGAGAAACCUCCCCGGCUGAUGUCUGCAAUCUGUGCUGUCCAUGCCCCAGGCUGGGAGAGCUAUCUGGGGAGGGGGAGAGGAGGCCGAGCAGAAUACACCCCAGAGUUAGGGUUUGCGACUCCGCCUCCCUGGGACCUGGAUUGGGUCAGAUGCUUGUCCUUGGAGGGGACAAGGUUGACUGCUUAGGGGGCGCGGUGCACAGGGCUGCCAGGCCUGGCCCCUUUCUGGGAAGCUUGAGAGCUGAGACGGGCAGCCCUGUCCCUUCCUCCAGAUGCGUCUGGUUUUUUACGCCGUUUGUUAAUAAAGCCUGAAACUGCUG